UGUGCGGCAGUUUAUCUGUUCCUACGAUUGCAGCAUUUUGUUGUGGAAGAUAAGCUCGACAACCGACAAUGUCCGGAAGAGGCAAAACUGGAGCAAAGGUCCGCGCUAAGGCCAAGACCCGCAGCUCCCGCGCCGGUCUGCAGUUCCCCGUGGGCCGUGUCCACCGUCUCCUCCGCAAGGGUAACUACGCCGAGAGAGUCGGUGCCGGCGCGCCCGUGUACCUGGCCGCCGUCCUGGAGUACCUCACCGCCGAGAUCCUGGAGUUGGCCGGAAACGCCGCCAGAGACAACAAGAAGACCCGCAUCAUCCCCCGUCACCUGCAGCUGGCCGUCCGCAACGACGAGGAGCUGAACAAGCUGCUCGGCGGUGUCACCAUCGCUCAGGGCGGCGUCCUGCCCAACAUCCAGGCCGUCCUGCUGCCCAAGAAGACCGGCCAGUCGGCACCGAGCUCCGGCAAGGCGGGAAAGAAGGCCUCCUCUCAGUCGCAGGAGUAUUAGCUUGCUGUCUAAUAACUUUCAACCCAACGGCCCUUUUAAGGGCCACUCAAUCGUCACCAAAAGAGUCAAAUGUCCAUGUCUGGUUUCACUUUUCGCAUUACUUUUAUUUAAUAAACGCUUGUUUUGUUAACGUGGUCCGCACCAUUUGUUGCUCAGGUAGGCUAACAGAAGCUACAUGCUAAUCUCCAGAAAGUUUUGGUUGUCACAAGCCGGUAAAUUCAUCAUUUUAACCUUUUCAGCAUAGACAGGCCACGAGAGGAUCCUGCUUUAUGAGAGUAUCUGAGGCUCACAGAUCAACCUACGUUUCUAUACCUUGUGUUACUCAUUCA
This is a messenger RNA of Anoplopoma fimbria (sablefish), 826 nucleotides long. Its product is annotated as histone H2AX. Gene Ontology annotation, molecular function: DNA binding; protein heterodimerization activity; structural constituent of chromatin. Bases 69 to 497 code for a protein of 142 amino acids. The transcript has a single exon. Gene Ontology annotation, cellular component: nucleosome. The record is from RefSeq and is a predicted model, not a curated record. Lineage: Eukaryota; Metazoa; Chordata; Actinopteri; Perciformes; Anoplopomatidae.